Moesziomyces antarcticus is the source of this 519-nucleotide messenger RNA. RefSeq lists its product as uncharacterized. Gene Ontology annotation, molecular function: mitochondrion autophagosome adaptor activity. The record is from RefSeq and is a predicted model, not a curated record. Lineage: Eukaryota; Fungi; Basidiomycota; Ustilaginomycetes; Ustilaginales; Ustilaginaceae. Gene Ontology annotation, biological process: mitophagy. The coding region runs from base 1 to 519 and encodes 172 amino acids. The transcript is spliced from 2 exons.
AUGACGGAACAAAGUAGCUCGCGCCGAUACGCCUCUGGUGACGUCCGACACGAAGACGACGUUGCGGCGUGGGAGUCUCUGUCCGACACGUCCGACACCUCGUCGGCAUCCUCCAAGCCUGCGCUCGCCAAGCUUCCCACUCUGCCAGAUCUGCGGUUUGAGCAGUCGUACAUCGCAACCAUCCGUGGAUUCCUGCACGAAAAUUCGCCAAAUUCUGCCGAUGCAGACACGUCGCACGGACACGAGCACAAGGUCAAGAUCACCCGCCCCGCGCCCGACGAACAUACCCAACUCUGGCUCGGAAACCUCCGUGUCGAAUGGUCGUCGGUUCUGUGGGUGACGGUGCGCGAUCAGCUUCUCUCGCCUCUGGUCCAGGGCGCGGUGUGGGGCGUGGGAGGCAUCCUGCUCACGCAGUUCCGACAGUACUUUUCGGCAAAAAGUCGAUCAUCAGGCACGGGAGGCAGGAAGGCAAUGCCCCAAUCCUCUGUGAUGCGAAGCUUGGGCCUCUCCAAGCGCUAG